Molecule: messenger RNA, 2038 nt
Organism: Lactuca virosa
Lineage: Eukaryota; Viridiplantae; Streptophyta; Magnoliopsida; Asterales; Asteraceae
Source: the annotation of a GenBank genome assembly
UGUGGUCAACAUGCAAAGCAUAUCUUUCUUCAUCACAAACCCUAAUCAACAACAUCAGUUUCAGUUUCAUUAACAUUCGAUUUGCUUUUUGUGUUUUGGAAACUUUUUGAAUUCAGUCCAUCAAGAUUGACUACUUCAACAGAGCUUUCAGUCAGUAGAAAUUUUAUAUUCUAAUUUUAUUGAUGCCAUGGCCAGCUCCGACGACUCCGCCGCCACCGGUAAGUCCUCCGAAGUCACUGACCCUCCAUCUAAACCUCUAUUAUCUUCCUACAUCGAUGAAUUCAACCAGCUCCACCAUUCGCCACCACCCUCCGAAUCGGACCCAUCGUCGUCAUCUCACUAUCCGACGAAUAUCACUUACAACCACCAAUCCCCUCGCCCCAUCAAAGACAUCACUUUCCUCAUCCUUUUCCUCCUUUUCGUCAUCUCCACUUUCGCCUUCGGUAUCUUUGCUUCAAUCAAUAAAAACCCUAAUUCUUCCUCCGUUUCUGCUUUUUCUUAUGAUAUCAGUUCCGAUUCUUGCAUAAAACGCCGUAGCAGCUCAGUUAUCGGGGAUAGAGAUUUCUUUCUUAAUUUAUUCCGGUCUGGUUCUGAUUAUAUCUUGAAGAAUUUGAUACUCACACUUGUAAUUACUUUGAUCUUAAGCAUACCCAUCUCUUUGUUUGUACUCUUUUCACUCAAACAUUACGCCAAACAGUUGGUGUACGUUUCACUUCCCUUUUUCGUAAUAGUCCCUGUGUUCCUAGACUUCUAUUGGUUUAUCACCUGUACCAUUAAUCCCACCUGUAGCCAAGAUUUCCCUUUAGCUUACAGAAUCCUAGUGCUGGUGUUUGUUCUUUUAAUAAUCGGGGUGAUUGUGUGGAUCUUCGUGGUCAAUUGGAGUCGAAUCGAGUUGACUGUGAACAUAAUCAGGGUAUCAUCCGACGCUUUGUCCAAUAACUUAGGGCUGUUCCUCGUUCUUCCCGCAUUGAUCCUUGGGUUGCUCGUUUACUAUGUCCCAAUCGUAGUGUUCUUGGUCUUUGCAAGGUUAAACGGCGAAAUUGUUCCUAGGGAAAAACAAGGGAAGGUUUUUUGCGUGUGGAAACAAGAUAGCUGGGUUCCAGCUUACUUUGCAUUGGCGAUUCUUACGAUGUUAUGGUCUGCAACUGCAAUGGUGGAAGCACAAGUUUAUGUAAUCAGCGGAACCAUCGCUCAGUGGUACUUCUCAAAAGACGAUUCAAAGGCCAAAAAACCCAUACGAAGCUCCCUGAGAAACGCAUUUGGCCCAUCAUUCGGAACAAUAUGUUUCUCUGGAUUAUUAAUCGGUAUUGUUCGAAUCGUGCGAGCUGCUGUUGAUACUGCAGCAAGUGAAGACGCCAGUGGCAUGGUUAACCUAAUUCUACGAUGCUUUGUCAACGCCUUACUUUCAGCCUUCGAAUUUCUCAACAAAUUCACCAUAAAUUUUUCCGCCAUAACCGGUGAAGCUUAUUGUUCAUCUGCUAGGUUAACAUAUGAACUUCUAAGACGCAAUCUUCUCUCAGCUGUUAUCGUACAGACUAUUUCCACUCGUUUGUUGGCUGCAAUCAUCUUUGUUCUGUCAGCAAUCUAUGCGAUUGUGGUUUGUGUGAUAUUAAAUGCGGCAAGUGGGCUAGGGGUAGAUUCGUACUUUAUAGCUGCAAUGGCGUUUGUGGUGUUGAUAGUGGUUCUUGGGUUUUUGGUGAAUGUGCUGGAUAAUGUGAUAGAUACGGUUUAUAUAUGCUAUGCGAUUGAUAGAGAUAAAGGGGAGGUGUGUAAGCAGGAAGUUCAUGAGAUUUAUGUUCAUCUGCCGAUUAAUAGGAAUCAUAAUCCGGCGUAUUUAAAUGCUACAACUCCACUUCUUGGUUUGCAAAGGCGAAGUCGUCGUCAGAGCAAAGGAGAUAGAGGACGACGGCGACCGUGGUGGAUUCUGGACGAGCGAUUUCUGGCGGACACAGUUGACACAAUCAAUGCAAUCGAUGCACAGAUCUUGAAGGUGGAUUUCACAGAUGAAGUUGGAUUUGGGGCAGGAGCAUUAUGGUGA